AUGAGUUCGUCAAAGAUUUUGUUGACUAUCCGCUGGUACGUGGCUCCGGCAUUCUUUAGGCAUGACGUUGUAGCAAUAAAGCCCUCUGUCAGUAAUGAAUGUCGUAUGUUCACGAUCCGUGGGAUGCAUGGCGAGCCAAAUGGGGUAGGUGACUUCCCGGAUAAAGCCGAUUGCCUGAAGCUUGUCUACUUCGAUCUUCAUAGCCUCAUAUCGCUUGGCGUCACAAGAUCGUCUCUUCUGUCAUACCGGUUUGGAAGAAGGGGAGAUGCUGAGUUUGUGGCUGAUGACGUCCGGGGAGAUGCCAGGCAUAUCAUUGUAAGACCAGGCGAAAACUUCCGAAUUGGCCCUUAA
Molecule: messenger RNA, 351 nt
Organism: Prunus armeniaca (apricot)
Lineage: Eukaryota; Viridiplantae; Streptophyta; Magnoliopsida; Rosales; Rosaceae
Source: the annotation of a GenBank genome assembly